Wickerhamiella sorbophila is the source of this 1086-nucleotide messenger RNA. Its product is annotated as Magnesium transporter NIPA4. Gene Ontology annotation, cellular component: membrane. The transcript has a single exon. Bases 1 to 1086 code for a protein of 361 amino acids. NCBI's taxonomy places the organism in Eukaryota, Fungi, Ascomycota, Dipodascomycetes, Dipodascales, Trichomonascaceae. The record is from RefSeq and is a predicted model, not a curated record. Gene Ontology annotation, biological process: magnesium ion transport. Gene Ontology annotation, molecular function: magnesium ion transmembrane transporter activity.
AUGCCCAAUAUUGUGGUUGGAUGUGUUGUUGCAAUUGUUUCUAGUGCUCUUCAAUCGACGGGCCUGACGCUUCAGAGAAAAGCGCACAUUAUAGAGAGCUUCCAGGAUACGAACACUGCUCGCACCAAUGCGCAAAUCCUGUGGCGAGUGGGCGUUCUGCUGUUUGUCGCCUCCAAUUUAGUGGGCUCGGGAAUCCAGCUGGUUUCUCUGCCGCUGCUGAUUCUGUGUCCACUACAGGCCGUAGGGCUUGUGUUCAACUCGCUUUUUGCCUCUAUUUUAUUGGGAGAAUCCCUCACUUCGGUUUCGUUACUAGGCACAGGGUUGGUUGUUCUGGGCGCUGGGGUAGUGGCGGGAUUCGGUGCUCUGCCCGAGCCGGACCGGUCCCUCGACGAGCUCAUCAAGCAGCUAACCAGAUCCUCGUUCUUGCUGUGGUUUUUAUUCUCUCUUGCAUUGGCUGCCGUGCUGGCUCUGGCGGCCGUCCGGAGAAAGUCCCACGAGUCCAAGGGCGUGUGCUACGGGAUCCUGUGUGGCAUUCUGUCGGCCCAUUCUCUUCUUAUGGCCAAAUCUGCAGUCCAGUUGCUGCUCCAUGCUGCCCACAAAGGGUUCAAGGACAUUUUACGUAUCCAAUUUCUGUUUAUUGUCGCAUUGUUCGCACUGUUUGCGGUUCUCCAGCUGUACUUUGUGAACAAUGGACUAAAGUACGCAUCCACCUCCAUUCUGUACCCGCUGGUGUUUUGCGUAUUCAAUCUAGUCUCAAUGGUCAAUGCCUUGCUGUACUAUGAACAAGUCGAUACCUUGAAAGGUUACAAGGUGUUUGCCGUGGUUCUGGGCACCGUCAUGUUGCUGGCUGGCGUGUUUUGCUUAUCUGGCCGGCUGGAUACAGGGCCCUUCCAGGCAGAAGAACGAGUCCCACUCAUCCAGAACAUUGGCACGUCGGAGUACACGUCUUUGCAUAACAUUCACCCCGGCGUAGUAAACCCAGACGUUCCGGCGUCACGACUUACCCGAAUGCGGUCUUAUCGCAAUCACAAAAGACGGGCGCUGUCCCGCGAGGAGUCCCAAAUCCUGCACGAACUGGGCUCCUAA